AUGGUGUACAAACCACCGGGCACCUCCACCAUACCGUCACGUGGCCUAUCACCGAAGCGACCACACCAGCAGCAGACAACAACGGUUCGGUCUUCCUCGCCAUCGUCGCGCUCUGUGAACCGGCACGGAGUAACUGCACAGUCACUGUUGAAUCUGAACAACUACCGCGACUCACGCGGCCGGGCCGGAUCUCGCCGCGGUGUCGCGCCCGGCGCCGGAACCAACGAACACGCGGGAAAUGCUCGAAAACUGAACAACGCCAUUGGGAACGAUACGAUGACCGGUGGUGGUGGUGGUGGCGGAAUGAAGCGAUCGAACAGUCUCAACAACAAGUACAACAACAUCGUCCAGGCGCGCCGCUCUAACAGCACCGAGCGGAUGAACAAUGGCAAAGUGUACCGGGGCCGCAGCCCGCUAAGAAACUCCACAUCGAACCUCAGCUCAACCGGAACCGUUGGCGGUGGUGGCGGCGGCGGCGGUGGAAGGAAUCAACCGGUCCUGAUCCGUUCCAGGGGCAACGACAUUGGAAGUUUGGACAAUUUGGAUAAUAUGACACAGGCCUCGACGGGAAGCAGCAGCUCCGUUCCCGGUACCCCGGAGGAUAACAUAAACGUAGUCGUUCGUGUUCGGCCACUGAACGCAAAGGAGGGCCGAAAUGGAGAUAAUAUGGUCAUCCAAUUCCCGGGAAACGGUCAAAUUUUUUGUGACGGAAUGCCCCUGACAUCGGGUGGACAAAAGCCCAAAUUGUACUCGUAUAAUGUGGUGUUCGAACCGGGCGCUACUCAGGAUGAUGUGCUGCAGUAUUCCGGCAUCAAGCGGCUGAUUGAAAUGGCUAUCGAAGGGUUCAGCUGCACCGCAUUUUGCUACGGCCAGACGGGAUCGGGUAAAACCCACACGCUCACCGGUCCCCCGGAGCUGUUCUAUCACAAACCGGAUCCGGCCCACAAAGACCACGGGCUGGUGUUUCGAUCGUUUUUGUACUUGUUCAAGCUGCUACAGGAACGGAAAGAUACGAACUUCAUCCUGAAGGCAUCGUUUUUGGAAAUUUACAACGAGAAGGUGAUAGAUUUGCUGAACCCCGGGAGCGCCAGGAAACCGUUGGCUGUCCGGUGGUCGAAAAAAUCGAGAGGUUUUUUUGUGGAAAACCUGUUCACGGUAGACUGUGAAGAGUUGGACGAUUUGUUGGCAGUGCUGGAAGAAGGAAUGCGAAACAGGCACGUGGGGUCACAUCUGAUGAACGAUUAUUCGUCCCGAAGCCACACCAUUCUGACGGUACACAUCACGUCCGAACAACAGGCCGAAGGUGGAGUUUUUAUUUCAAAGCAGGGUAAAAUCAAUUUCGUCGAUCUGGCCGGCAGCGAGAUGACGAAGAAAACGCACAGCGAAGGCAAAACGCUGGAGGAAGCCAACAACAUCAACAAGAGUUUGAUGGUGCUGGGCUAUUGCAUUGCUUCGUUGAGUGAUCCGAAGAAGCGUGGUGGACAUAUACCGUAUCGAGACAGUAAGCUGACCAAACUGCUUGCGGACAGUCUUGCUGGGAACGGUGUAACUUUGAUGAUCGCCUGCAUAUCUCCGGCACAAUCGAAUGUUACAGAGACAAUAAACACGCUGCGGUAUGCCGCUCGGGCUAAGCGGAUUCGCACGAAGCCCAUCAUCGUGAUGGACCCGCGGGAAGCACUUAUACUGAGCUUGAAACGCGAAAUAGGGUCACUUCAGGUGGAGAAUGAACAUCUGCGAACGGCGUUGAACUUGCAGUCGGAAGCACAUGACAUUAACGGCCAGGUGGAUGCGCUGGAACGAAGACCGAUACCUCGAACACCACCGACGGUGAACCUAGAGAAGCUGACCGAUAUGGAGGGCAACGAACUGAAGGAACUGGUGAAGGUUUACGUAGUGGAAAAUCAAGCCCUGCGCCAGGAGAACGCGGAACUGUACUCUACGCGCGAUGCGAUUAUCCGUGACCAGGAACUCGUGUGCCGGGAAAACGAACGUUUGCUCAAAAAGCUAGAGGACGUCAAUUCGGUCUGCUGUCGUUCGCCCAUCAUCCCGGCUCGACCCACUUUCUCGGCGGAAAUGCUCAAUCUCUCUGCUGCCAGCGGUGAGGUUGAAGUAUCGAACAUAUGGCGCAAUCCGCUCAACACGAGCGCCGAUAGCAUGAGUCGGUACCGGAACGAAUCGUUGGAUGGUCGCGUUUCGGCGAACGAGAACAAAAUUCCAGAUCUCCUGCAGAAGGAACUGGACAAGCGUCGAAUCGGUGACAGCAUAAAUACGAUCGCUAACAAUUUGAAGCGCAACAAUUCCUGGGACAAUACAAACCGGCUGAAUGGGCUCGGCAGCAACACGGUGAAGUUAGCGUCCCGGAAAGGGUCCGCCGACAGUCGUCAUUCGGACCCCAGUCAAUCAAGGGUUUCACAGACGAGAAUUAUCGAUAUGCUUAGCUAAAAAAGUCUCAGUACUCAGGCGAAAGGAAAAUGGCACGGCAUCGCGCAAGGGUAA
Messenger RNA from Anopheles bellator, 2496 nucleotides. It is a transcript of the gene Klp54D, whose product is annotated as kinesin-like protein KIF12. The record is from RefSeq and is a predicted model, not a curated record. The coding region runs from base 1 to 2442 and encodes 813 amino acids. Gene Ontology annotation, biological process: microtubule-based movement. Lineage: Eukaryota; Metazoa; Arthropoda; Insecta; Diptera; Culicidae. The transcript has 11 exons. Gene Ontology annotation, molecular function: microtubule motor activity; ATP binding; microtubule binding.